GCCGCGGUCACACCUUCAUCGCUCAUUGAAAAAGUCGAAAAUAUUGUGUGGGUUAAAAAACGCAAACGUCGCCGAAACGAAUAGCCCCAAAUGCACACGCCUAGUGCAGAGUUACAGAUACAGCCUGACCCCACGAUUUCACGCGUUGAAGAUCGGGGCAAAAUCGGAUAGACUAAAAUAUUGCAGGGAUAGCUAAUAGGGAAAAUCGCAUACAAAUCACCACUACAACUACGCAGAGGCAGCAGCAGCAACAACAACAACAGUGAGGGAAAGAAGAAGCAGUAGAGGAAGCAGCGGCAGCGCAGCGGCAGAGAGAAAAGAUGGCGACGAGAGGCAGUGGAACCCGUGUGCAAUCGCAGCCAAAGAUUUUCCCAUCGCUGUUUUCCAAGCUCCACGAAGCCAUCUCGGAAGCUUGUGUCUCCCAGCGCCUGUCCACCGAUAAGAAAACGCUCGAGAAGACCUGGAAACUGAUGGACAAGGUGGUCAAACUAUGCCAACAGCCGAAGAUGAACCUUAAGAACAGUCCCCCCUUCAUAUUGGACAUCCUGCCGGAUACGUAUCAGCGAUUGCGGCUGAUCUACUCGAAAAACGAGGACCAGAUGCACCUGCUUCAUGCCAACGAGCACUUUAACGUGUUCAUUAACAACCUGAUGCGAAAGUGCAAGCAGGCCAUCAAAUUGUUCAAGGAGGGCAAGGAGAAGAUGUUCGACGAGAACUCACACUACCGCCGGAAUCUCACCAAGCUGAGUUUGGUUUUCUCGCACAUGCUCAGCGAACUGAAGGCCAUCUUCCCCAAUGGUGUCUUCGCCGGGGAUCAAUUCCGGAUUACCAAAGCGGAUGCGGCAGACUUCUGGAAGAGUAACUUCGGUAACAGCACAUUGGUUCCCUGGAAAAUCUUUCGACAGGAGCUCAAUAAAGUACAUCCCAUAAUCUCCGGCUUGGAGGCCAUGGCCCUUAAGACCACCAUUGAUCUGACCUGCAACGACUUCAUCUCGAAUUUUGAAUUCGACGUGUUCACACGCCUUUUUCAGCCGUGGGUGACGUUGCUCCGCAAUUGGCAAAUCCUGGCCGUCACACAUCCGGGCUACGUGGCCUUCCUCACCUACGACGAGGUGAAGGCGCGACUACAGCGCUACAUUCUUAAGGCGGGCAGCUAUGUCUUCCGGCUCUCCUGCACGCGGUUGGGUCAGUGGGCCAUCGGAUACGUGACCGCGGAGGGCGAGAUACUGCAGACCAUCCCGCAAAACAAAUCGCUGUGUCAGGCGCUGCUUGAUGGCCAUCGCGAGGGCUUUUACUUGUAUCCAGAUGGCCAAGCCUACAAUCCGGAUCUGUCUUCUGCCGUUCAAAGUCCCACUGAGGACCACAUAACCGUAACUCAAGAGCAAUACGAACUAUACUGUGAAAUGGGAAGCACGUUUCAGCUGUGCAAAAUCUGUGCGGAGAACGACAAGGACAUCCGCAUAGAGCCCUGCGGGCACUUGUUGUGCACGCCGUGCCUUACCUCCUGGCAAGUGGAUUCCGAGGGACAGGGCUGUCCCUUCUGUCGGGCCGAGAUUAAGGGCACCGAACAAAUUGUUGUGGACGCCUUCGAUCCACGCAAGCAACACAACCGAAAUGUCACCAAUGGGCGACAGCAGCAGCAGGACGACGAUGACACUGAGGACAUGGGCGACUUCAACAUAGCCACCUCAUCGCUGCACGCACUUAGCACAUCCACGACGGUUGCCUCUGAGAAGCACAGUCCGCACACAUCGCCUCGCUUGGGGCGACGGAGCACCACGCCCAGUUUGAUGGCCGUGCAGAAUGAUCUCUAUGCGGGCGGAACGCCCACCCUGAGCCUGCCCAGCAGCUCCUGCUCCUCCAUCGCGGCCGCCUCCACAUCCUCCUCCUCAUCUUCGGCAUCAGUUGCAACGGUGGCAGCAUCAUUGUCAUCGGCCUCCUCCUCCCAGCACCAGCAACCCCAACCUUCGGCUCCUCCGGCUUCAGCAGUCCUCAGCAAUGGAGGAGGGGUGAUAACAUCCAACCAGAAGACCACGAACCGAAUGAGUGCUCCGCUAAUCGGAUCCUGUGUGGCCAACUCAACGUAUGGACAGAAAUUGCCGCAGAACUCGGUGAACAACAGCAGCACCAGCAGCGACAACGCCUCCAGCUCAAGUUCGUAUGCCAUCUUGCAGAAUCUCCACGAUCCGGGAACCCCUGCAACAGGAGCAGCCUCAGUGGUGGUAGCUCCUCCACUGCCGCCCAGGAAAUCCUCACCGGGCGUGGAAACGCCGAGCAAGGCGACGGCACCACCGCCGCCCAGCAGCAGCAAGAGCAUCGACAACAUCCAGUGCAGUUUGGACAAUGUGCCGCCCCAGACGACGGCGCCGCCGAUUCCGCCACACGUUUCGCCCAGCGUGGACACCCUGGCCGAGGAUCUGAUGCGACAGCAGCGCAUAGCAACGAGUACCACGUCGCCAGUGCUCUCGCUACUGGACGAGGACAUCGUGGAGGUGGGUCCGGCGGAAACCAUAAGCGGGGUGAUCGAUACUCGUCCGCUGGAGGCGCGUGGCGUUACCCUGACCCGGCAGGAUUCGGCCUCCUCUCAUUACACACAGCUCUGCACCACCAGCAGUGGUGGCGGUGGAGGAUCCGCUGCAGCGCUGGCCAAUGGAAAGAAGCCCACGCCGGUCAAACAGGGCCAGACCACAAUGACGACAACAACAACGGCGGCGGCGGUGGCCGGAAAUGGGAGUAAUCCCAGCCAGCCAUCGCAACCGUUGCUCUAUGCGAACGUGACGAUCAAUCAAAAAGACUGCGGCACCGUGCCCUACGAAAACAUUAACCUGGAGUACAUUGCCCGGCUGAUGAAUGCCGGCUAUUCAAAGGAGAACGCGAUCACCGCCCUGGGAAUCUCGCGGAACAACAUCGAGAUGGCCGGCGACAUCCUGCGCGAGUUUGUCUCCAAGAACAGCGCCUGAAGUACCACGCCGGCGGAUUGUUAAAUCGGAUGUUAGUGCUUAACCCAAAGCUUAAGAAAUCUAUCAGCAGUCGAACUUCUUUAACUAAAAUCUAUAUUUAAAUAUUUAUUGCACUUUUAAAUAGAUUGUUAUAUUUUUUCAAAUCGAAAUUGUUUGCUAUUAGGUCAUGUAUUUUAUUUUAGAGCUAAAAUAUUUAAUUUG
This is a messenger RNA of Drosophila ficusphila, 3161 nucleotides long. RefSeq names its product E3 ubiquitin-protein ligase CBL-B-B (gene Cbl). Bases 321 to 2960 code for a protein of 879 amino acids. Gene Ontology annotation, molecular function: calcium ion binding; phosphotyrosine residue binding; ubiquitin protein ligase activity. The transcript has 6 exons. Lineage: Eukaryota; Metazoa; Arthropoda; Insecta; Diptera; Drosophilidae. Gene Ontology annotation, biological process: negative regulation of epidermal growth factor-activated receptor activity; cell surface receptor signaling pathway. The record is from RefSeq and is a predicted model, not a curated record. Gene Ontology annotation, cellular component: membrane raft; plasma membrane.